AUGUCAGAUGUCCGUAGGAGAACUAUUUAUGAGUACCACAGGGUGGAACUACAGAUGUCAAAGAUUACCAAUCUGUCAGCUGUUGAAAUGAUACCACUUCCAACUUGUCUUCAGUUUACCAGCUGUGGUCCUUGUGUCACUGCCCAGAUUGGUUUCAACUGCAGCUGGUGCAGCAAACUCCAAAGAUGCUCCAGUGGAUUUGACCGUCACCGGCAAGAUUGGGUAGACAGUGGCUGUCCUGAAGAGUCAAAAGAUAAGAUUUGUGACAAGAAUAUAGAUACAACUGAAACACCUCCAUACUCCACCACCACCCUUCUGCCAACCACCACAAAGUUCAGAGUUUUAACGACCACCAGAGGGUCCACCACUUCCCACCUGCCAACUAGCCUGCCCACAGAAGAUGACACCAAGAUAGCACUGCACCUAAAAGAUAAUGGAGCUUCCACAGAUGACAGUGCGGCAGAGAAGAAAGGUGGAACACUUCAUGCCGGCUUAAUUGUUGGCAUUCUAGUCCUGGUCCUCAUUGUGGCUGCAGCCAUCCUUGUGACCAUCUAUAUGUAUCAUCAUCCAACAUCAGCAGCUAGUCUCUUCUUUAUAGAGCGACGCCCAAGCAGAUGGCCAGCAAUGAAAUUCAGAAGAGGGUCUGGACAUCCUGCCUAUGCUGAAGUGGAACCAGUUGGAGAGAAAGAAGGGUUCAUCGUAUCAGAGCAGUGCUAAAAUUUCUAGGACAGAACACCAGUACUGGCCUACAGGUGUAAGACAUUUACUUUGCCUCUCUUUAAAGAAAAGGAGCCCUAAGCUGCUGUAGCCUGAUAGAACGAAGAUUUUGGAUAAGCUUUGUCCAAGAAAAACUAUCUAAGAUACCAGACUACCACUGCACAGUAGUUUUUGUUAAUGGACUGAGACACAAUGGUUCAUGCUGAACACUUGUCAGUGGACACCUAUGGUAUCAGAACUAUGGCACAAGUGCCAUGUUAUUGGCUUUAGGUAUGGGGAUGCACAGUAAUCAAAAAUACAAUAAAGCUUUGGUGC
This is a messenger RNA of Nestor notabilis (Kea), 1032 nucleotides long. RefSeq names its product plexin domain-containing protein 2-like. Lineage: Eukaryota; Metazoa; Chordata; Aves; Psittaciformes; Psittacidae. Bases 1 to 717 code for a protein of 238 amino acids. The record is from RefSeq and is a predicted model, not a curated record. The transcript has 8 exons.